Messenger RNA from Triticum aestivum (bread wheat), 1824 nucleotides. RefSeq lists its product as uncharacterized. The record is from RefSeq and is a predicted model, not a curated record. Gene Ontology annotation, molecular function: 3'-5'-RNA exonuclease activity; nucleic acid binding. Bases 122 to 1501 code for a protein of 459 amino acids. Lineage: Eukaryota; Viridiplantae; Streptophyta; Magnoliopsida; Poales; Poaceae. The transcript has 6 exons.
AUUCUACGCGUUGAAUUGAAGAGAGCUCAUCGUUCCAAUAAACAAAGGGAGAAUAUACCACAUCAUUACUAGCUCCAAAACUUUUCCAGUGUGUGUUACGAUCUUUUUGUGGCCACAUACCAUGCAUCCGUCUACAGUUUGGGAAGUUUGCUUAUUCGGCCAGAUUGCCAUUUAUCUAAAUCAGUUUUUUUUUGUUCAGAAAUUCACAAUUAUAUUUUUGAUAUAUGUGUGCUCGUUAAUACUGUCCAUAAAGUCAUGUUUUAUUUUAUAUGUCCAGGUGAUUCCAAGUACCGACGCACAACAUUCACAAACACAAGGUCAGACGACGGGAGGUGGCAGCUCAGAAAACAUUCCGACGAGCGAGCAACUGGGCGAUCCACAUUGGCCACGUUUGAUGCUUGCACCGGAAUCUCCAAACUCACAACGGACAGCCGGUAUAUCUCCAACCUAUCAGGGACAGCCACACUACCAUAAUCAGAGGCUUCUGGACCAGUCAUACCAUCACGGCUCUUCUUUCCCCAUUGAAGGUCACAAUGCAUCCGCUGCCGUGGUACAGCUAUACCCAGUUACAUAUGGGUCACCAGGAGUUCUAUUGGCUUUUCCUAGUUCUGCGUCCCCGUUCAGGCAACCACGUUUGAAGUAUACCGGAACUGUACCGGUCCAUUCUCUUGAGGACAUGAUGGGACGUCUCACUAUCAAUAAUCCUUUUGCGAGGAUGAUGAUGCGGACAAGUUGUCAAGCCAUACAUAAAGCUCCACCAAAGGAAAUUGUUCUCCUUGAGGCUGAGCCAUCAGUUAAGCAGAAAAGCUAUGCUCUGGGUGGACACAAUAACAAGGACGUCACCGAGUCGUCCAGCCACUUUGUGGUUGUCGACUUCAAGGCGACCUGCGAGGCGACAUGCGCGGCGACCUGCCAGGCGGGCGUAAAUAGCAACCGGCAGGAGAUCAUCGAGUUCUCAUCCAUCCUCGUCGACGCCGUUACCGGCCAAUCAGUGUCCGCCUUCCACACUUACGUCUGCCCGAUAAUACACCCCGAACUGAGCGAGUUUUGCAAGAAAUACAACGGCAUUCUGCAGACAGAAGUAGAGGCCGGGGUGAUGCUGUCGGAGGCGCUGCAGAUGCACCAAGCAUGGCUGAAGGAGGUAGAGACAAAAAAUGGAGGUCACCUUAGCUUCACUGUCGUGACGUGGGGCACCUGGGACUGCCGUACCAUGCUGAGACAGGAGUGCUUGUUCAAGAAGGUCCACAUUCCUCACUACUUCUACCAGUGGAUCAACCUCAAGAAACCAUUUACGGAGAAGUUUGGUAACAAAUAUUGGUCGGCUCCAGUGAAGACGGCGGUCGAUGAUGUGGGGCUUAACUGGAGGGGCCGUCUAACAGGCGGGAAGAGCCACGCGGACAACAAGGCACGGCUUCUUGAGUUUCUAAUCCGGCAGGGCGCCAAGCUCUACAUCACGGGCGACCUGGAGGGAUGUGACCUUCUACUACUAGGCCCGACGUAGGUUUGUUCCCAUAUCAUUUCCCUUUUCAAAUCAUGUUUAGGCGCCAUGCUCCGUUGUUUGUACUCCAUAAUAAGUUACUGCCAUAUGGAUUGGACUCCCAAGUCUAAUCCCGCCGCAGCAUAAUUAGAUCCGUGCAGCUUCAGAUUUGGUAACGGAAAUGGUUUCGCCCCGCAGAAGGUUUUCCCUGCUGUUUCCAAAUCUGUUAGGAGUUUUAUUGUUUUUCGUUUCUUUUGAGAGUCCGGUUUAGUCUCACCUUGUAAUUGGGCUACUUAUAUAUGGAGUUAUGGUCAGCUGAUGUACUUGAACAUAUUUAUGAUUCUAAA